AUGUAUACGUUGUCUGCCGGGAUAUGGGAAACUUUUUUCAAAAAGAAGGAUUAUUUUAUCGUUAUUAUUGGAUUAGACAACGCUGGAAAAACGGUGAGCAAGUUUUUUAUAUCGUUCAAGAAAUAGAAAGCCUUGAACGAUGUACCGAGCUAAAAUUAAUGUGAAUGACUGGAUUUCAGACGUUUUUGGAACAGACAAAGUCACAUUUCCUUAAAGAUUAUGGCAUGCUUAACCCUGCAAAGAUCACCACUACAGUGGGCCUCAACAGUAAUUCUUACACAUCAGGGAUUCAUCUAGGCUUGUUUUUGCAGUUGGAAAAGUGGUGCUGAACAACACAUGUCUGAACUUUUGGGACCUGGGAGGACAAGAAAGUCUUCGUGAACUGUGGCCGACCUACUUCGAGGAUGCCAACGCUCUCAUUUUCGUUGUCGAUGCGACAAGGAGGGAUCUCUUCUCUUCGAUAUCUCACGUUUUUAGUAAGCUUCUUCCAAUUACUCCCUCCCUCGGUAGAGAACUUUUGUUGCUUCAGAAGAAGUCAUGUCCAACGAAUUCGUGCAAGAGAUUCCAGUGCUUGUAGCCGUGAAUAAGAGCGAGAUGGAAGGCGCUGCCGCAGCCGCAGAGGUAUUUUUUUCAGAAAAAAUAUUAUUUUACGUAAUUUUAGUAGCUGAAACGCAUUUUCAUUCUGAAAUAAGAAUGUUCAUUUUACUUUUCGGUUGAGAAUUUUCUGAAAAUUGGUCAAAACACUUCUUAAUGUAUCAGAUGAAGAUCCUGGAGGUCUAUCUGCACAACUUUCUUAGUAUUCGAGAAAGGACACUUUAAAGCCAAAGAAAACACCUAAAAUGCCGUAAAUAGCCCAUUUAUAGGCUUUGAGCCUUUAUUUCUCGAAAACUAGAAAGUUGUGCAGGUUGAGACCUUCAGAUUCUUUCUCUUGUACAUUAAGGAGUUAUUUUGCCAUCUUUGAGGUAAUUCCCAACCGCGAAGUGCUCCUUAAAAUUGAAUUAGGCUGAUUUUUCAAACAUUUUGAAAUAUUCAAGGCUUUUCAAUUUAAUCAUUGGAGAAGUUCAGGUGAGGACAAUCCUGCAGGACGAAGAGCACCGCGCAGAUUUGGCCGUCCUCCCGGUGUCGGCUCUGGAAGGCACCAAUAUCGAAAGGUGUGUUCGUUGGAUCAUCCGUUCCCUCGGCAGCAAACCCCUUUACUUGUGAUUACUUUUGAAGCCGGUUUUUUGAAACAUUAGAGCGACGAGAAGUGAAAUUCAUUCCACGUCAAAAUAGUUCGAAUAUUCGAUAUUUUCCAUUCGUGGCUGAUGCUGUCUUUAAACCAUAGUCAGAAGCUCUGCGUUCCCAGAUUUAUCAUUUUCUUUUCCGAUAUGAAUCUCAUUUUUAUGGCCUCUUCUCAUAAUACAACUACUGAUUUUUUAUUGGGAAUUUGUUUGUAUUUAAGCCGAAACCAAUACAAAUCUAACUUAUUUUGUUAUAAUCCCAGGGACUCCCCAUUUUUCAUAAGCCUUUUUUUCGGUGACACUAAGAAUAACUGACGAGAUAAACGCGAGCUCGGUGGCGGUACAUUGACGAACUCGCAAAAAUGUCGCUUUUUUCUAGGCGCAAUCCCGCAUUUCUCUCGGCGCGACCUCGCAUUUUUCUCGGCGCCAUCUCGCAUUUAUCUUGCAUUUCGGAAAUUUUCAAAUUGCGAGAGAAAUGCGAGCUCGCGCCUAGAAAAAUGCGAGCUCGCGCCCAGACAAAUGCGAAACCGGCGCGAGAAAAAAAGCGAGAUGUUUGCGAGCUCGUCAAUGUACCGCCAGUGCCUCGCGUUUAUCUCGGCAGUUAUUCUUAGUGGAUCAGAACUCGUGGCUCUUAAAAAAAUAUUCUUUUUAUAGUCCAUCGGCGACUCUCCUAUUUUGA
Caenorhabditis auriculariae is the source of this 1899-nucleotide messenger RNA. NCBI's taxonomy places the organism in Eukaryota, Metazoa, Nematoda, Chromadorea, Rhabditida, Rhabditidae. The record is from the annotation of a GenBank genome assembly.